UGUUGCCGGGCUUCGCCCAUCCGAGAGACCGCCGUCUCCGGUCUCCGCUCUGCGGGCUGGAGGGAGCUCGGAGCUGCGCGGUUCCCCGCCGGAGCAGACCAGGCCCCCACCCAGAAGGGGGCUUGUCCUUGGGGAAAUGGGGGAGCUGGGCGACGAGCAGCGGAAAGAUCGGGCCAAAAGUUUCCUGCUGCUGGACGAGAAUGAGGAGCUGCUGGUGGCGAACGAGGAGAGCUUCCUGGAGCGACUGGGGACCACGCCGGGCCAGACAGUGAAGGUCCUCUCCAUCUUCGGGAACACUGGUGACGGCAAGUCCCACACCCUGAACGCCGCCUUCUUCGGGGGGCAGCAGGUCUUCGGCACCUCGGAGAGCCAGAGCUCCUGCACGGUGGGGGUGUGGGCAGCCCUCAAGCCCUCGCCCUCCCUCCUCCUGCUCGACACCGAGGGCCUGCUGGGGGCCUCGGCUCAGCCCAUGCGGCAGAUGCGGCUGCUGUUGAAGGUGCUGGCCGUUUCCGACGUGGUCGUCUACCGCACCCGCGCCCAGCGCCUCUGCAACGACCUGUUCAGCUUCCUGGGAGACGCCUCGCGGGCCUUUCUCCGGCACUUUGCCGGCGAGCUCAGGGCAGUGUCUGUUCGCUGCGACCUGGAGAUGCCUCUGUCCAGCCUUGGCCCCGCAGUCAUCAUCUUCCAUGAGACUACCAACACUGAUCCACUGGGCAGCGAUUCCCAGGCCCCCGGAAGUGCUGAGCAGCUGCUCCAGAAGCGGUUCCACGAGCUGGGCCUGUCCACUGACGCCUUCAACUCCAUCGAGUACGUCGGCACGAGGACCGUGGGCCGGCCCACUGACUUUAGCGGCUUCCUGCGGGCGGUGCAGCGAUGCGUGGGCAACACCUCCACUCGCUCCCGGAGACCCCCAUCUGUGGUGUACUGCGCACUGAAGGCCCUGAGCGAGCGCUUCAACGGGGAGAUUAGCAACGAUCGACUCCCAACUCUCUCCUUCUUUCCCGAUGAAUAUUUCAGGUGUUCCACUACCUGCCUCAGCUGUGGGGCCCGGUGCGGGAGAAGCAUGAACCACCUAAAGGAUGGCAUAGCUCACACGGCCAGCGAGCGCUGUCGCUUCACACACCAGUACAACAACAAGGUGUUGAUCUGCAAGACCUGUUUCAAGCACGGCCUGGAGGUGACCGUCAGCCCCAAGACCUCUGCCUCCACAGACGGCCAGUGGCUCGGGCUGGCCAGCUAUGCCUGGUCAGGGUACGUGCUGGAAUGUCCAAACUGUGGGAUUAUCUAUCGCAGUCGGCAGUACUGGAUUGGGAACCAAGACCCGGAGGGCUCGGUGGUACGUGCUGAGCUGAGGCACGUGUGGCUGGGGUGUGAGUCGUGGCUGAGGGGGAGCAGUAAUGGAGCUCGGCGGGUGCUGGACAGCGUGUGCAAUGUGAUCCAAUCUGUUGGCGAAUACAGCAGUGGCCCCACGCGGGCGCUUACGGCCUGGCUGACUGACCACGUCGCCCCGGACUACUGGAUCCCAAAUUCCCAGAUCACAGAAUGCCACCAUUGUGGGAAGGCGUUCGGACCCGGGGAGCAGAAACAUCACUGCCGGGCAUGCGGGGAAGGCUGCUGCGACUCCUGCUCCAGCGAGAGCAUGCCCGUGCCGGAGCGCGGCUGGGGCACGGCUGCUGUCCGCGUCUGCGACAGCUGCUUCAGAGCCAGGGGUGAUGGCGCAGGGAAGGUGCCGCCCACGGCCGAUAGCGGAUUACUGGCACGCAGGAUCACGGAGAUGGCCCAGAGCACCCUGGAGGUGAUGUCUUCAGCCGUCAAUUAUCCCCUUGGGCUGGUUAAGGAUGUGGCCAGGCCGGAUUACUGGGUGCCCGACGACCAGCUCGCCGGGUGCCACCGCUGCGGGAAGGCCUUCACCGGCACCACCUCCCGUCACCACUGCCGGGCCUGCGGUCGAGGCUUCUGCGGCCCCUGCUCCCCCGGCCUGCGGACCGUCCCCUCCCGGGGCUGGGAUCAUCCUGUGCGGGUGUGCGUGGACUGCAGCCAGAAGAAAGGGGAUCUGUGAACCCGGGGUGGGGGUGUGUAGGAGUGGACGCGAGUGAACCUGUGACCCCUCCCACCUCGCAGGAUGAGACUCGGGAGCGAUCCCGGGGUCCCUGCAGGUGAUACUUUGCUACCCUGGCGUCUGAUUGUUGGGAAUACCCUGUGCUUCGCUCACUAGCGCAAUGCUGGAGGAACACAGUAGGUCAGGCAGCAUCCAUGGAGGGGAGUGAACAGUCGACGUUUCGGCCCAAGACCCUUCACAGGACUCGCUCGUUAAUCUGGAGCAUGAGCAGGCGCAUUCUUGUAUAAACAGGCGGAAAAGGAUUGGAGCCAGAGUCUGGAUUUUGGUCUGGCAUCUGGGCUGUGAGCAGGAUUCGGGCUCUGCACCAGGGACUUGGUCUGGAUUCCCAGAUUGGGAUGGUGAACAGGGAUCCAGAUUCCGCACCAGCGACUUGGUCUGGAUUCCCAGAUCGGGAUGGCGAACAGGGAUCCGGACUCCACACCAGCGACUUGGUCCAGAUCGUGAUCCCAAUCUGGAUUAUGAGGGGGAAUCUGGACUCUGAACCAGUUACUAGGCCCGUAGUCCCGGAUCUGGAUUAUAAACAGGAAUUUAGACCCUGCGCCAGCAAAUUGGUCCAGAUUGUGAUCUCGGAUCUGGAUGGUGGGCAGAGAUCUGGACUCUGAACUGGAUUGUGAGCCAGGGCAGUAUGCUUACAAGUUUCUGGUGGAUUUGACAAGCUGGAACCCUCUGGGUCUUUUUUCCCCACUCUCUUUAAACACUCUGGGUUCACUGAAAGAUGUAUUAUACUGCUAUCAUGUUUAUUGUGAAAUCAAAGUGUGUUGGUGUUUAUUAGAAAUAACAUUCAUAAAAAUCUGCCAGUCCUGCAGGUGCUGGA
Molecule: messenger RNA, 2933 nt
Organism: Mobula hypostoma (lesser devil ray)
Lineage: Eukaryota; Metazoa; Chordata; Chondrichthyes; Myliobatiformes; Myliobatidae
Product: zinc finger FYVE domain-containing protein 1
Exons: 11
Coding region: 137-2059 (640 amino acids)
Biological process (GO): lipid droplet formation
Cellular component (GO): lipid droplet
Molecular function (GO): metal ion binding; phosphatidylinositol-3,4,5-trisphosphate binding; phosphatidylinositol-3-phosphate binding
Source: RefSeq, a predicted model, not a curated record